GAAAAAGAGGAGAGAGAGCAAAGAUCAGACAAAAUUGCAGAUUCCAUAUAAAAGCGUGCGUUCGAAUGAUUCUUCAAGGAACGUAUGUACGCGACUGCUAAUGUAUCUACUCGUGAUUUGUAGAUUAGAGAAAAUGGGUUAUUGCCCAUGCUUCGGUUGGAAGAAAGGGAUUAAGCUGAAGAGUGGGGAUGAGAUAGAAUUCAAGCAAUCCCAGGCCCUCAACCUCCCUGAUUUGUCAUCUGAUGAAUCAAAGACCAAUAAAGAGUCAAGACUGGAAUCAUCAGUUUCAAAAGAUGUUUCUGGUGCCAAUAAUAACAGUCAGACAUUCAAAUACCGAGAGCUCGCAACUGCAACAAACAAUUUUAGGUUUGAGUCCCUUAUUGGGGAGGGUGGUUUUGGACAAGUAUACAAAGGAAAAAUAGAAAGCACCGGUCAAGUUGUUGCUGUUAAAAUGCUAAAUCAGGCAGGUCUUCAAGGGGACAAGGAGUUUCUGGUGGAAGUUCUCAUGCUCUCUCUUCUGCGUCACCCUAAUCUUGUCCAUUUGAUUGGUUACUGUGCUGAAGGGAACCAACGCCUUCUCGUAUAUGAAUUCAUGCCGUUAGGUUCAUUGGAGUAUCACCUCCAUGAUCUUACACCUCAUAUGGUACCACUGGAUUGGAACACUAGGAUGAAGAUAGCAGAGGGUGCAGCCAAAGGAUUGGAUUACCUGCAUAACGAAGCAGAUCCUCCUGUUAUAUACAGGGACUUGAAGUCCUCUAACAUAUUAUUGGAUGAAGGGUUCAACCCAAAAUUUUCUGAUUUUGGGCUUGCAAAGUUUGUUCCAGAAGGAGACAAGUCACAUGUCUCUACAAGGGUCAUGGGAACCCAUGGAUACUGUGCCCCUGAGUAUGCUAUCACUGGAAAACUGACAAAGAUGUCCGAUAUCUACAGUUUUGGGGUAGUCUUGUUGGAGCUGAUUUCUGGACAAAGAGCAUUGGAUACAACUCGCGGACGUGGCAAACAUAUGCUUGUUGAUUGGGCACGUCCCAUGUUAAAAGACCGGACGAGCUUUUUGCAAUUAGCUGAUCCAAAUUUGAAAAGCCAGUUCUCAGAGACUGUUUUAUGCAAGGCUGUAGAGGUGGCAUCAAUGUGCGUCCGUGAAAAUCCUCACUCUCGUCCUUGUAUGAAGGAUGUAGUGCUUGCUUUGAAUUACUUGACUUCCCACCAUUGUGAUCCCACUGGAAAUGGUGCUAGAGGUGACAAACGUAGAAGGGCACGGCAUAGAGAUGCACGAGUAAGUGAGAACAAGGUAGAUUUCAAUGAUUCUGAGAACAGUCCACAGGAAACACCAACGCCAGACAAGGAUUUAGAACGGGAACUUGCUGUUGCAGAGGCCAAGAUGUGGGGUGAGACGUGGAGAGACAAGAAACGACAAAAUGCAGAAAAUGAUGAUGAUAACUUAGACAGGUAGUAGCAUUUGGGAGAUUUCUUUGCGGGGGCAUUGUUAGCGUUUAGAACCUCUAGAAAAAGAAAGACAUAUAAUUUGCCAUCACAGAAUACUUCAGAUCACUGUAAGUUCAGCGGACAAAAUAAUUGUGAGAAUUUAGCAAGGACCUCAGAAACAAGUGAGGAAAGUUUUCCUGCUUCACAACCGACUUCACUCUUGAGCUUAUAUUUAAUUUUCGGUUUUUAGAUUAUGUGGUGUUAUGAUCGGUAUAAGGUUUAGCAAGGACUUCAGAAACAAGUGAGGAAAGUUUUCCUGCUUCACAACCGAUUUUAUUCUUGAGCUUACAUUUAAUUUUCGGUUUUUAGAUUAUGUGGUAUUAUGAUUGGUAAAGGGUCAAUUUUGUGGAAUAAA
Messenger RNA from Camellia sinensis, 1837 nucleotides. Its product is annotated as putative serine/threonine-protein kinase PBL7. Lineage: Eukaryota; Viridiplantae; Streptophyta; Magnoliopsida; Ericales; Theaceae. Gene Ontology annotation, molecular function: protein kinase activity; ATP binding. Gene Ontology annotation, biological process: protein phosphorylation. The record is from RefSeq and is a predicted model, not a curated record.